AUGGGCUUGAAGCAAUUUAACCAAGAUCUAGCCGCAUCCAAAGAAAUAUCGAUCAGCGCUGCCGUCUCAAACAUUCGACGAGGGGAUUCUGAUGGCGAGGCCGUCUUCACCUGGUCAUCGUCCAAUGACGUCGCAACAUCUCUUGAUAUCCAGAUUCUGCUUCUCGAUGUCGACUCGUAUCCUAACAGUUCGAGCGUCAUGAUAUUCACAGAAUCAGAUCACUCCACCGUAGAUGUCUCUUCUCUACUUGAACGCCUAUCGUCUUCUCUUGCGAACAAGAACAUUGAGACAAUCAUCAAAGCUGUUGCAGAGAAGAUAUCUGCCAAGUUAGAGCUCACCAAUGAUGAGCGUGGAGACGCUGACUCGGACAACGUGCCUGAUCUGGACGACUACGACGAACUGGAGUCAGAAUACGACGGCGACGACGACGACGACGACGACGACUUGCUUGAAGCUGCCUUCCUUCCGACUUUCUCCAAGGCAUUACCAGAUCGACCUCUUGACGCUGCGAUCUCUAUCAGACAGUUGAAGAGAGAUUUACGAACUGCCCAAUCGGCUGGCAUCUCGGUAGGAGUCUAUCCAAGGAGACAGCUGCGAAAUGCCGAAUUCUUUUCUCUAUCUCUUCGAGUAAUGAAGCUUGGCAUUCCAGAGCAUGCUCUUGAGGCAUGGGGCCUUGAAGAUGACGAAUAUUUAGUUCUCCUGUGCCGAUUUGCGCCGCGUUAUCCGACUGUUUCAGAGAUUUGUAAUCCUACUUUCGAAGACUGGAAGCCACAAUUUUGCUUUGGGAAAUGUUCAAGGCCCAAACCAUCCGCUGAGACUUCCCGUCUCGCUUUUCUGACGACAGCUAAUGGGACCAGAGGCAAUCGAGAAGCUGACAGGAGUAGCAGAAAGAGCGGUGAUGAAGCUACCAGCGGAGGAUUUACUCCUCUUUACAUGUCAAAUUCAAUCAACAUGCUGAUGAAUUCCGACUUUCUCAAGCUGUUGCGUAUGAGACGUGACGAUGGAUUAUCGUGGGACGGGGCUAUCCGACGUCAAAGGGUGCUCGCUAAAGGAGGGCAUGACGUUUUGCAGCAAAAAGAUCCUUCUAAAGAUGACACAUCUGACAACUUGGUAUUCGAAAAUUCGAUACCAUCUUUGAGCCAUGAUUACGCCUUGGAUGAAGCGGAAAAACUCAGCCUCCCCAUGGUUGCUAUGCAAUUUGCCUUGCGGCGCCUUGUUCGUUGUACCAAGUAUUGCAUGGUUUGCCACCAAAGAUUGGAAGAUGAAUUCGAAGCUCUCAAACCCUACGUCUGCAGUAAUCCUCUCUGCACCUAUCAAUUUGUUUCACUUGGGCUUGGAGCAAACACUGAACAUGAAAUUAUCCACAAUCCUUACGUAGUCGACAUCUUAAUCAGCUUUUUCGCUUCAGCCCUCGCACAUCCCAAUUCUUUGCGGCAGUACCCCACUGGUCUCAGUUUAAAGGCUGUGAGCACCGGAUCGAAGGCCAAGCCAUUGCAGCAUUCUGUUGCUGAAGCUUGCUUCCUUGAAAGAUCAAUCCGUCUCGAUCCAACCGAUUAUUCCAGCCGUCGCAGUAUCAAAGUAGGAGAUACAAUAUUAGUCGUCAUUGAUGGCGUGGAACCGAGCCCAACCUUGCCAAUCCUCAAUGGAAAUCUCGAGAGACAUGUUUGUAAAGUGACGAAUACUAUUGGCAACAUCUGCUCUUUUGAGAUUGUGACAACGAUGACAAACCCUGUCAACAUUCUCACCCUGCCGGAAGAAGAAGAGCCUACACAAGCCUCGAAACCUGUGAGAGGAUGGUUAAAAGUCUUGAUUUUUCAGUAUUCCAACGAUGUUGAUGACCUUGAUGCGACCGAACGAUCAGCUGCCCUAAGUUCAAUACUCCGCGGAAUCCCACCCGUGCUGGAUAUGAGGGCUUAUAUAUUAAGCAAUCCUAGCAAAGGCCUUGCGUCGUGGAGUCGCAUUGACAAGAAUGCGUUUACCCUUCUCCAGUGGAUCAUAUCGUCCAAUAGGUCUCUUAUUCUUCAAGACGAUGCGGUGCCGCCUCCAGCCGACUCAUCAGAAAAGUCAGAUAAUCUUGAGAAAGCUGAAGCUGUAAACCCCAACAAAGUGCAGGGUAUGCCAAGCCAGUGGAUGCAAUUUCGAUUCCUGCAGGGGACUCCAGAAAGGGAACGACUUUUUAUGAAAGAGUUGACUACUGUGGCGCAAUCCGAAAGCCCUGAAAAGCGGUAUCCAUCAAUAUUCACCUGGCAUGGCAGUCCCCUUCGCAAUUGGCAUAGCAUCAUACGAACAGGACUUGACUUCGAGACUAUUGCAUUUGGACGCUCUUUUGGGAAUGGAGUGUACAUGAGCAAAGAUUUCUCGGUGAGCAUAGGGUACAGUGGUAAUGUGCCUAACCCCCGGAAUUCAUCUGGUCUGCAUGCUGGUAAUUUCUGGCCCAAUUCGGUCCUCAGGCCGAGUUCUGCUAUUUCUAUAUGCGAAGUAGUUAACCGAACGAAAGAAUUCGUAAGCAUUUCACCUCACUACGUGGUCAACAAGAUCGAAUGGAUUCAAUGCAGAUAUCUAUUUGUUGCUGUAAAUCCAGAGCCACGAGCCACGCAGCAACCCUUUCCAACGAAGCCCAAAGAAGCCGGUGUCGGAUACAUAACUCAAUGUCCAUCAAAUCAGCUCCUCGCACCUGGUGGCAAACCAGUUCAGAUUCCAUUAUCGGCAGUUCCGUCGAAUCGUCAGCGUUUUCCUUUGGAUAACUUUUUACAAUCUAAAACCAAGGAAGCACCGAGUACGCCGCUUGAUGAUCACGGCGAGACGGACCACGAGCUCCUUGUAGACUCUGAAGACGAAACCAUUGGCAACAGGCGUAAGCGCCGGAAUUCAUCAAUAGGUUCGUCUGAUAGGCGAAGCACGAGACUAAAGUCUGCAGAUUCUGAAGUUCCGGCUGGUGAAGGUGAUUUAAUCCGACUCAAGACCAAAUUUACGUCUGGUAGCCUAGACCUACAAGGCCUCCCAAAGCUUCCAGAGCCAAGCUGGGCUUCAACUUCCCCAGCAGCGCUCAGAAACUUGAACCAUGCCAUCAAAGAGAUGCAUCAGAUACAAAGCAGUGAAGACAUUGAGGUCCUUGGGUGGUAUAUCGAUUUCAACAACCUGAACAACGUUUUUCAUUGGAUUGUAGAGCUACACAGCUUUGAAUUGGGGCUUCCUCUUGCUCAAGAUAUGGAGAAAACGGGCUGCACCAGCAUCGUGCUUGAAUUCCGAUUCGGCGCCAGCUUCCCGUUCUCUCCUCCUUUUGUUCGGGUUGUACGACCAAGGUUUCUACCUUUUUCACAAGGGGGCGGUGGCCAUAUUACAAUCGGAGGAGCCAUUUGUUCCGAGAUUCUCACCAACUCGGGGUGGUCGGCUGUUAUGUCGAUUGAGAAGGUGCUCAUACAGAUUCGCCUGGGCUUGACGGAGUCAGAUCCUCCUGCGAGAUUGGAGAUGAAGGCUGGCACGAGUGACACGGGAGAUUACUCCAUCGGUGAGGCAGUUGAUGCCUACCAACGAGCUGCAAGAUCACAUGGUUGGGCGAUUCCGGAAGAUGUGCAACAAAUUGGACGGCUUUGGGUAACGAGUACUGAUUAA
This is a messenger RNA of Trichoderma gamsii, 3612 nucleotides long. RefSeq lists its product as hypothetical. Bases 1 to 3612 code for a protein of 1203 amino acids. NCBI's taxonomy places the organism in Eukaryota, Fungi, Ascomycota, Sordariomycetes, Hypocreales, Hypocreaceae. The transcript has 4 exons. The record is from RefSeq and is a predicted model, not a curated record. Gene Ontology annotation, molecular function: NAD+ poly-ADP-ribosyltransferase activity.